AUGGCUAAACACCAAAGUUUCUUCAUCUUGUUCAUCACAUUUUAUAUUAUACUUUUAGUUGAAGCAUAUGAAUCUAACGAAGGAAGUUUGCAAGCCCAUGGAUGGAAACAUGCACGCGCUACAUUUUAUGGUGACAUGAGUGGUGGUGAAACUAUGCAAGGAGCUUGUGGUUAUGGAGACUUAUUCAAGCAAGGGUAUGGCCUGGAAACAGCGGCACUCAGCACAGCACUCUUUAACAAUGGAGCUACCUGUGGAGCUUGCUUUCAAAUAAUGUGUGUGAAUGAUCGUAAAGCAUGCCAUCCAGGCCGAAUCAUAACUAUAACAGCCACUAAUUUCUGCCCUCCAAAUUACACAAAAACUCAAGACAUUUGGUGCAAUCCUCCACAACAUCACUUUGAUCUGUCAUUGCCUCUGUUCUUACAGAUUGCAGAGUACAAAGCAGGGGUUGUACCAGUCGUUUACAGAAGGGUCUCUUGCCAGAAAAAAGGAGGUCUAAAGUUUGAGAUCAAAGGGAAUCCUAAUUGGAUUAUUGUUCUUGUUUUCAAUGUGGGUGGUGUUGGUGAUGUUGUUAAUGUCAAAAUCAAAGGAUCUAAGACGGGAUGGGUGCCGAUGAGGCGGAAUUGGGGACAAAGAUGGGAUGUUUCUGAGCCUUUGCUAGGACAGAGCUUGUCUUUCCAAGUACAAACUAGCGAUGGCAAAUGGGUUCAAUCUGAUAAUGUUGCUCCUCGUGAUUGGCAAUUUGGACAAAUGUUCGAAGCAAACCAUAAUUUUUGGUGAUUUUGGAAAAUUUUUUUAUUUAAAGAAGUGUUUUUUUUUUCCGAAUAAAAUUUUGUUAUCUUUGAGUGAACAUUGGAAAUUAUGAUCAUUUUGUUACUGUGUUUUUUUCUCUCCUAAUAAUAUACUACAGUUGAUCUGCGUGAGAAGAAAGAUGAUAAUGAACUUAAAAAAGAACAUAAUGUAGCAUUUAUAAAGGGAAAAAAUGAAAUAUAUAUAUUGAUUUAACAAUAUUGAACUUUGAAAAUAAACUUUUAUAUGUGUCCACAUGAUAUAUUUAUUGUAUAAUUAUAAACAAUAAUGUCUCUACGUGGCACAUUAAAUAGUAUAGGGGGUAAAAAAGAAAUAAGAUGUUUUCUAUGAAAUUUGAUAUCGUAACAAACAAUUUUAAGUCAAAAUUUCCCUUUAAAAACCUUAAAAAAUAUGGAGCAAAGGUAAUAAAUCUCUAUCACCAGCUUCUUCUUUUUUUUUUUUUUUUUGAGUUUUUAUCCAGUACCUAUGUUUUUAUCCGUAUUAAAAUUUCAUUCAACAUUAUUUAACUCUAAAUACUUUUUUUUUGGUUGAAUAUAUUUGCGUUUAGGAGAUUAUGAAAACUAAUGCAAUUACCAAUAUUUUUUUAGUAGUUUGAUGCCAAGAAAUUAUAGUGGGAAAAUAUGUUUGUUUUUUGUUUUGUUUAGGAUAAUAAUAACUUUAUAAAAUGAGCAUUCAUGCGAAGCAAAGAAUGGGCCAAUUUACUAAAUAUUAGAGGAAUUUCACUUUUAAAAAUCAAGGCUUAAGUUUGUAUGGAUAGAUAUUUCACUUUAGAAAAGUUCAGGGGUAAUAGAAUCCUCAUAAAGAAUAAGUGUGUAGUUGAGAAUUUGGUGAUAGCUUGGAGGGACUUUUGACUAUUUCCUCUUUUCUAUUUGCUCAGGUUUUUAGAAUCCCCCUAUUUUCUCACAUAAAUAGAUUUUAAUUAAUCAAAUUUAAGAAAGAGAAAGAUACAUUUUUGUAAUUGUAAUUUACACCCCAUAAUUGUUUCCUCACAUUAAGGCUAUAAUAGUUGCAGACAUAGUUUACAAUUUCUAAAUCCAGAACUAAUUGCUUUUCAUCCGCCAAAAUUUUAAAU
Solanum lycopersicum (tomato) is the source of this 1879-nucleotide messenger RNA. Its product is annotated as expansin-A23-like. Lineage: Eukaryota; Viridiplantae; Streptophyta; Magnoliopsida; Solanales; Solanaceae. Gene Ontology annotation, biological process: plant-type cell wall organization. Gene Ontology annotation, cellular component: extracellular region. The record is from RefSeq and is a predicted model, not a curated record.